Lycium ferocissimum is the source of this 836-nucleotide messenger RNA. RefSeq lists its product as uncharacterized. Lineage: Eukaryota; Viridiplantae; Streptophyta; Magnoliopsida; Solanales; Solanaceae. The coding region runs from base 192 to 638 and encodes 148 amino acids. The record is from RefSeq and is a predicted model, not a curated record. The transcript is spliced from 3 exons.
UUAAAUCGAAUCCAGACAGAAUCCCAUCAAUACAAGCUAACUUAACUUAUCUUCCCUUCUUUCUUUCUUUGUCCGCUAAUUAUAUUUCAAGAAAGAGAAACUGAACUCAUCUGACAAAAAACUAAUAAGAUCAGAACAUACCCUUUUGGGUGAAAUUAUUUUUGUUCUGAUAAUAAAUAAAGAGGCUUAAUAUGGUGGGAAUUUUUUCUAGAUUUUCUGUUAGUAGAAGUGGGCAUCGUCGUGCUCAAAGUGCACUUGAUGAAACAGAAGUGUUGCCCCCAAAUACAGAGACAACCGGUGCUGCUACUAUAGCUGGAGCUCCCUCUAUCACCCCUCAUGGCAUUGAAAUUGCAGUUGAGUUCAAACCAGUUGAACACCCAACUGAGCCGCUACACAACGAUCGACCAAUUCAAUGUCCAAUACCAGAACCCUCAAUACUGAAUGAUGGGAGAAUAUGGAAGGAGCGAGUGUCUGCAGUGCGAAGAAGGGCUGAUAUUCCAGUUAUGCAGGAAGGAACAACUGCAGCGCCUGAGGCAGCUGGAACAAGGCCUAGACCACCUGUGAAUCGGGUUAUUCUUCCAUCAAUAAGUGCACCUGAACACAGUAUCCUCAAACUACUGGAGGAAUCUGGAAUUUAGCUGAUGCAUUGCUGAACCUGUCGCAGAGUACCUUUGUUAUACCAGAUAAACCUGAUAUUUCAUACUUUACUUCUUUCCAGGUUUCUUUUCUUGCUUUCAAAUGAAAUGUUUGUACUUCUAUUUUUAUAGGAAACUUCACACAUGUGAAUGUAAAUAUUUCUUUUCAUACUUGAUUGAAAUAUAGUUUCCAAUUGCUUA